UGGGCAUCUUCUCCAUCCUGGAAGAGGAGUGCAUGUUCCCCAAGGCCACAGACACCUCCUUCAAGAACAAGCUGUAUGAACAGCAUCUUGGAAAGUCUGCCAACUUCCAAAAACCCAAGGUGGUUAAAGGCAAGGCCGAGGGCCACUUCUCACUGGUGCAUUACGCCGGCAUCGUGGACUACAACAUUACUGGCUGGCUGGACAAGAACAAGGACCCCCUGAACGAGACGGUGGUCGGGCUGUACCAGAAGUCUGCAAUGAAGACUCUAGCUUACCUCUUCUCUGGGGCUCAAAGUGCUGAAGCGGGUGGCGGUGGGAGUGCCAAGAGAGGUGGUAAGAAGAAGGGCUCUUCUUUCCAGACCGUGUCUGCCCUUUUCAGAGAGAAUCUGAACAAGCUGAUGACCAACCUCAGGAGUACCCAUCCUCACUUUGUGCGGUGCAUCAUCCCCAAUGAAACAAAAACGCCUGGGGCCAUGGAGCAUGAGCUUGUCCUGCACCAGCUGAGGUGUAACGGUGUGCUGGAGGGCAUCCGCAUCUGUAGGAAGGGGUUCCCAAGCAGAAUCCUGUAUGCAGACUUCAAACAGAGAUACAAGGUAUUAAAUGCAAGUGCAAUCCCUGAAGGACAAUUCAUUGACAGCAAGAAGGCUUCUGAGAAGCUCCUUGGGUCCAUCGACGUUGACCACACCCAGUAUAAAUUUGGUCACACCAAGGUCUUUUUCAAAGCUGGCCUUCUGGGGCUCCUAGAGGAGAUGCGAGAUGACAAGCUGGCCCAGCUGAUUACUCGAACCCAGGCCAGGUGCAAAGGGUUCUUGGCAAGAGUGGAGUACCAGAAGAUGGUGGAGAGGAGGGAGUCUCUCUUCUGCAUCCAGUACAACAUCCGAGCCUUCAUGAACGUCAAGCACUGGCCCUGGAUGAAACUCUUCUUCAAGAUCAAGCCCCUGCUGAAGAGUGCGGAGACGGAGAAGGAGAUGGCCAACAUGAAGGAAGAGUUCGAGAGAACUAAAGAAGAACUUGCCAAGUCAGAGGCAAAAAGGAAGGAACUGGAAGAAAAGAUGGUGUCACUGUUGAAAGAAAAAAAUGACUUGCAGCUCCAAGUUCAGGCUGAAGCUGAAGGCUUGGCUGAUGCAGAGGAAAGAUGUGACCAACUGAUCAAAACCAAAAUCCAGCUCGAGGCCAAAAUCAAGGAGGUGACUGAGAGAGCUGAGGAUGAGGAAGAGAUCAAUGCUGAGCUGACGGCCAAGAAGAGGAAACUGGAGGACGAAUGUUCGGAACUGAAGAAAGACAUAGAUGACCUUGAGCUGACACUGGCCAAGGUUGAGAAGGAGAAACAUGCCACAGAAAAUAAGGUGAAAAACCUCACAGAAGAGAUGGCAGGUCUGGAUGAAAACAUCGCAAAGCUGACCAAGGAGAAGAAGGCCCUCCAGGAGGCCCACCAGCAGACCCUGGAUGACCUGCAGGCAGAAGAGGACAAAGUGAACACUCUGACCAAAGCUAAAACCAAGCUAGAGCAGCAAGUGGAUGACCUUGAAGGGUCUUUGGAGCAAGAAAAGAAACUUCGCAUGGACCUAGAAAGGGCUAAGAGGAAACUUGAAGGUGACCUCAAGUUGGCCCAAGAGUCCAUAAUGGACAUUGAAAAUGAAAAACAACAACUUGAUGAAAAGCUCAAAAAGAAAGAGUUUGAAAUCAGCAAUUUGCAAAGCAAGAUUGAAGAUGAACAAGCACUUGGCAUUCAACUGCAGAAGAAGAUCAAAGAGCUGCAAGCCCGCAUCGAGGAGCUGGAGGAGGAGAUCGAGGCAGAGCGGGCCUCCCGCGCCAAAGCAGAGAAGCAGCGCUCGGACCUCUCCCGGGAGCUGGAGGAGAUCAGCGAGCGGCUGGAAGAGGCCGGCGGGGCCACUUCGGUCCAGAUUGAGAUGAACAAGAAGCGGGAGGCCGAGUUCCAGAAAAUGCGCAGGGACCUGGAGGAGGCCACCCUGCAGCACGAGGCCACGGCGGCCACGCUGAGGAAGAAGCACGCGGACAGUGUGGCCGAGCUGGGGGAGCAGAUUGACAACCUGCAGAGGGUCAAGCAGAAGCUGGAGAAGGAGAAGAGUGAGCUGAAGAUGGAGAUCGACGACCUUAGCAGUAAUGCAGAGACCAUUUCCAAAGCCAAGGGAAACCUUGAAAAGAUGUGCCGCGCUCUAGAAGACCAAGUGAGUGAACUCAAGACAAAGGAGGAAGAGCAGCAGCGGCUGCUCAGUGACCUGACGGCUCAGAGAGCGCGCCUGCAGACGGAAGCGGGUGAAUAUUCCCGACAAUUGGAUGAGAAAGAUGCUUUGGUCUCUCAGCUUUCAAGGACCAAACAAGCAUCUACACAGCAGAUUGAGGAGCUGAAAUGUCAGCUAGAGGAAGAAACUAAAGCCAAGAGCGCCCUGGCCCACGCCCUGCAGUCCUCCCGCCACGACUGUGACCUGCUGCGGGAACAGUAUGAGGAGGAGCAGGAAGCCAAGGCUGAGAUGCAGAGGGCGCUGUCCAAGGCCAACAGCGAGGUGGCCCAGUGGAGGACCAAAUACGAGACGGACGCCAUCCAGCGCACGGAGGAGCUGGAGGAGGCCAAGAAGAAGCUGGCCCAGCGUCUGCAGGAAGCUGAGGAACAUGUAGAAGCCGUGAACGCCAAAUGCGCUUCCCUUGAGAAGACCAAGCAGCGGCUCCAGAAUGAAGUGGAGGACCUCAUGCUUGACAUGGGGAGGUCUAAUGCUGCCUGCGCAGCACUCGAUAAGAAGCAAAGGAACUUUGACAAGGUCCUAUCAGAAUGGAAACAGAAGUAUGAGGAAACCCAGGCUGAACUUGAGGGCUCCCAGAAGGAGUCCCGUUCUCUCAGUACGGAGCUGUUCAAGGUCAAGAAUGCCUACGAGGAAUCCCUGGAACACCUUGAAAUGCUAAAGAGAGAAAAUAAGAACUUGCAGCAGGAGAUUUCUGACCUCACUGAGCAGAUUGCUGAGGGAGGGAAGCAAAUCCAUGAACUGGAGAAAAUAAAGAAGCAAGUGGAACAAGAGAAAUGUGAAAUUCAGGCUGCCUUAGAGGAAGCAGAGGCAUCUCUUGAACACGAAGAGGGAAAGAUCCUGCGUAUCCAGCUGGAGUUGAACCAAGUCAAGUCUGAAGUUGAUAAGAAAAUCGCUGAAAAAGAUGAGGAAAUUGACCAGCUGAAGAGGAACCACAUUAGAGUCGUGGAGUCCAUGCAGAGCACGCUGGAUGCUGAGAUCCGGAGCAGAAAUGAUGCCAUCAGGCUCAAGAAGAAGAUGGAGGGAGACCUCAAUGAAAUGGAAAUCCAGCUGAACCACGCCAACCGCACAGCUGCUGAGGCCCUGAAGAACUACAGGAACACCCAAGCCAUCCUCAAGGAUACCCAGCUCCAUCUGGAUGAUGCUCUCCGGGGCCAAGAGGACCUGAAGGAGCAGCUGGCGAUCGUGGAGCGCAGAGCCAACCUGCUGCAGGCCGAGAUCGAGGAGCUGCGGGCCACCCUGGAGCAGACGGAGAGGAGCAGGAAGAUGGCGGAGCAGGAGCUCCUGGAUGCCAGCGAGCGUGUCCAGCUCCUGCACACCCAGAACACCAGCCUGAUCAACACGAAAAAGAAGCUGGAGACAGACAUCUCCCAAAUCCAGGGAGAGAUGGAGGACAUUAUCCAAGAAGCUCGCAAUGCAGAAGAGAAGGCCAAGAAGGCCAUCACUGACGCAGCCAUGAUGGCCGAGGAGCUGAAGAAGGAGCAGGACACCAGCGCCCACCUGGAGCGGAUGAAGAAGAACCUGGAGCAGACGGUGAAGGACCUGCAGCACCGCCUGGACGAGGCUGAGCAGCUGGCCCUGAAGGGCGGGAAGAAGCAGAUCCAGAAGCUGGAGGCCAGGGUGCGUGAGCUGGAAGGAGAGGUUGAGAGUGAGCAAAAGCGUAGUGCGGAAGCUGUCAAGGGCCUGCGCAAACAUGAGAGGAGAGUGAAGGAACUCACCUACCAGACGGAAGAAGAUCGGAAAAAUAUACUCAGGCUUCAGGACUUGGUAGAUAAACUUCAGGCAAAAGUGAAAUCUUACAAGAGACAAGCUGAGGAGGCUGAGGAACAAUCCAAUACAAAUCUAUCUAAAUUCCGCAAGCUCCAGCAUGAACUGGAGGAGGCAGAGGAAAGAGCUGACAUUGCUGAGUCCCAGGUCAACAAGCUGCGGGUGAAGAGCCGGGAGGUUCACACGAAAGUCAUAAGUGAAGAGUGAUCAUGUCCUGACGCUAUGGAAUGACUGGAGAGAAGCACAAAAUGUGAAGUCUUUGGUCAUUUCUCUCUGUAAUUAUUGUCUAUCCUGCCCUACUGCAAAAGAAAUAAAGAGCGUAGGGCACUGUGCAAGCAA
Aethalodelphis obliquidens (Pacific white-sided dolphin) is the source of this 4364-nucleotide messenger RNA. RefSeq names its product myosin-2. The transcript is spliced from 25 exons. Bases 33 to 4232 code for a protein of 1399 amino acids. Lineage: Eukaryota; Metazoa; Chordata; Mammalia; Artiodactyla; Delphinidae. The record is from RefSeq and is a predicted model, not a curated record. Gene Ontology annotation, cellular component: myosin filament; myosin II complex; cytoplasm. Gene Ontology annotation, molecular function: actin filament binding; microfilament motor activity; ATP binding. Gene Ontology annotation, biological process: muscle contraction.